AUGUCACUGCCUCAGUUCGCCCGGACGGACUUAUGUUCGGAUAGUCUCUCUCUCUCUCUGUGUUCGAAACGAUUUAGAUGUCACUCCCAAGUCUCUUUAACUGUCUCAGUAUGUUCGGAUGGUCUCUCUCUCUCUCUGUGUUCGCAACGAUUUAGAUGUCACUCCCAAGUCUCUUUAACUGUCUCAUAUGUUCGGAUGGUCUCUCUCUCUCUGUGUUCGCAACGAUUUAGAUGUCACUCCCAAGUCUCUUUAACUGUCUCAGUAUGUUCGGAUAGUCUCUCUCUCUCUGUUAUGUUCGGAUGGUCUCUGUCUGUGUGUUCGCAACGAUUUAGAUGUCACUCCCAAGUCUCUUUAACUGUCUCAGUAUGUUCGGAUGGUUCUGUCUGUGAUGUGUUCGCAACGAUUUCUGUGUGUCUCUUUAACUGUCUCAGAUGUUCGGAUGGUCUCUGUCUGUUUGUUCGCAACGAUUUAGAUGUCACUCCCAAGUCUAACUGUCUCAGUAUGUUCGGAUGGUCUCUGUCUGUGUGUGUUCGCAACGAUUUAGAUGUUACUCCCAAGUCUCUUUUUAACUGUCUCAGUAUGUUCGGAUGGUCUCUGUCUGUGUGUGUUCGCAACGAUUUAGAUGUUACUCCCAAGUCUCUUUAA
Molecule: messenger RNA, 645 nt
Organism: Acanthosepion pharaonis
Lineage: Eukaryota; Metazoa; Mollusca; Cephalopoda; Sepiida; Sepiidae
Source: the annotation of a GenBank genome assembly